Molecule: messenger RNA, 3354 nt
Organism: Plectropomus leopardus (leopard coralgrouper)
Lineage: Eukaryota; Metazoa; Chordata; Actinopteri; Perciformes; Serranidae
Source: RefSeq, a predicted model, not a curated record
UGCAGAGCAAAGAGAGAAACAGGAGUCAUGGCGUCUGCUCUCUACUCUGAGGAUUUAACCUGCUCUAUUUGUCUGACUCUCUUCACUGAUCCUGUGACUCUGCCCUGCGGACACUCUUUCUGCAGAGGAUGUGUCACAGCUGCUCUAAGUGCGCAGGAGCUGUGUCCACAAUGUCGGACAGCUGUUCCUACUGAAGGGAGAAGCCUUCCAACCAGCCACAUACUGAAGAGCCUCUCUGAGAAGGCCAAGGACGCAGAGAGGAGAAAGACGGAGCAGAGCCAGCAGAAAACACAGGUUGCAGAGUUGUGCCCUGAGCAUGAAGAAAAGCUGAAACUGUUCUGCGUCACAGAUCAGCUGUUAGCUUGCAUUAUUUGCCGAGAUGAGGAGAAGCACGACGGGCACAAGUUUAAACCAAUCAAAGAAGCAGCUGCAGCUCUGAGACAGGAGUUGGAGAAGUGGACGGAGAACCUUUGUAGUGAUGUCUCUUUUACAGAGAGCCUAGCAGACUCACAGAGGGAAGAAAUAACAAAAACCAAAGCAAAGUCUCAGCAGCUGAUGACCCAAAUCCACAGACAGUUUGAGGAGAUGCACCAGUUUCUGAGAAAGAGAGAAGAUGAGAUAAAGAAUGAGCUGAAACUGAAGGAGGAAGAUGCUGCUGAGAAAAUGAGCAAGAACUUAAAAGUUCUAGAAACAGCUUUGUGUGAGAGCAGAGAGCUGGAGGGAAAGCUGGCAUCAGUUAUGAAAAUUGAAGAUCCAGAGAAGUUCUUAAAGAGGUGGACUGAAGGUAACAGCAGGAUGACUCCAGAAAAAGUAUUCCAGCCCAGAGCAACUGAUCUCCAAGUGGUGAGGAGCUCUCUCUGUUUGGGGCCUUAUGAAAGCCACCUGCAGUUCUUUAUGUGGAAGGAGAUGCUUCAGGUGAUCCAGCCCCGAGCAGAGCUGCUCUCACUCAAAAGCAACAGUAAAAAUAUAACUGUGUCUGAUGAUGGGCGGACUUUGUUUUGUACUACCACAAGCAACCAGGCUCCAUCUGGUUCCUCCUCGGGUUUUCACACCACCACAGGGUCAGGCCAAAGGACAGGCUUUAGCUUUGACACUGGCAAAGAAUCAGACCAAAGGACAGGCUUUAGCUUUGACACUGGAAAAGAAUCAGACCAAAGGACAGGCUUUAGCUUUGGCACGGCCACAUCAGACCAAAGGACAGGCUUUAGCUUUGGCACGGCCACAUCAGACCAAAGGACAGGCUUUAGCUUUGGCACUGGCAAAGAAUCAGACCAAAGGACAGGCUUUAGCUUUGGCACUGGCAAAGAAUCAGACCAAAGGACAGGCUUUAGCUUUGGCACUGGCAAAGAAUCAGACCAAAGGACAGGCUUUAGCUUUGGCACAGCCACAUCAGACCAAAGGACAGGCUUUAGCUUUGGCACUGGCAAAGAAUCAGACCAAAGGACAGGCUUUAGCUUUGGCACUGGCAAAGAAUCAGACCAAAGGACAGGCUUUAGCUUUGGCACAGCCACAUCAGACCAAAGGACAGGCUUUAGCUUUGGCACUGGCAAAGAAUCAGACCAAAGGACAGGCUUUAGCUUUGGCACUGGCAAAGAAUCAGACCAAAGGACAGGCUUUAGCUUUGGCACAGCCACAUCAGACCAAAGGACAGGCUUUAGCUUUGGCACUGGCAAAGAAUCAGACCAAAGGACAGGCUUUAGCUUUGGCACUGCCAAAUCAGGCCAAAAGGCAGGCUUUAACUUCGGCUCCUCAAGCACAAACCACGCAUUUAGUGUUAAUGAGUUCACUUUUGGACAGCAUUAUUGGGAAAUAGAGGUUGGACACAGGGAUUAUUGGGAACUAGGGAUAAAAAAAAAUUUCCUUAAAUAUAAUGGUCAAAAAUAUUUUACCUGUGUUCUGAAUAAAACCACAGACUCUGAUUUGGAUUCAGAUUCACAUUGUGAUUCUGAAGAGCUAGUAUUUGGAAACAGACCUCGAAAGAUUGGGAUUUAUCUAAACUGCACAUCCAAGAAGCUCUCCUUUUAUGAUGCAGACAACAUGAAACAUAUUCACACUGUGAGCUCAAGCUCCAUGUCCAUGCCACUGUCAGCAUAUUUUAACAUCAGAGCUACAGAAUGUGAUCACAGCCCUCUGACAGUGUGCUGGUACUAAAGUAAAGAUCGAUAUCAUAACAAGUAAUAGUUCUAAGUGUUGUUAGCUUUCUCUGGAGCAGAAAAUAUCCCCAAAUUAGGAGGGUUCUAAGUUCCAGAGGUACAGAAUGGACACAUCAACAAAAACUCUAAACUACAUAUCUUUUGUAGUGUAUCUAUUAUUUAUAUAGGUCUUUUUUUCUAUCAUUGAACAGGGCUUGUGUAGACUACAUUAUAGCCAAAAUAGAUGUUGGCAUGGUACAUUUCUGUAAAUCAUGGAUAUGUAACACUUGUAUGGUAUUAUGUAGAGGAAUCUUUGUUUCAAUAUAUCCUAUCCUAAAACUAUAUUUUUACAUUUCAACAGUGCUGUGGGAAAUAUGUUACUAUGUUUAGGCACAAAAAAACUUGAUCAUGGAAAGAAGAAACGUUUGGCUGCACAGCUGGAAAUGCUGCCAAUGUCUCAGAAAGAAACAGCUGGUUUUGAUGGCAGGUAGCCACUGGAAAUGCAACAAGCGUUUUUCAAAAAGCAACCGGCUUUGGUGGCAAAAUUGCCACUGGAAAUGUAACCGGCUUCUUGUUUAAAACAAAAAUUUUGGUUUGGUUGUCUGGCUAAAAAACACCCAGUUUUGUUUGUUGGUCUGCAACUUUGCUGCCAUCUUGCCUAGCUGUCACACCAUCCAUAAUCCCCUCAGCACACAAUUACAAAGCGAGCACAUAUACCUGUAAUCAGUACUAUGUCAUUUUAGAAACACUGAUAUGAUAUGUACAAAACAUACAAAUGUAACCUAUCUGUGAUUUGCAGAAACAUGAUACAUUUCCCUUUGGUGACUAAGGUCAUAAAAAAAGGCUUGUGGAUACUGUGUAUGGUGUGUGGAGCACCGGCUUUUAUUAGAAUUUUGUUUUCUACAUUUAAAUGAUGUGUUUUGUGUUUGCUGUCUGAUUUUGAAUAUGAUAAGUCCGUCAUUUGUGAUUCUGUGUGUGUGUUUGCACUAAUGUACUUGAAGUGGUUAACAUGUAUCUGCUGUCUUCCAUGCCUCUCUGUCACCACUGGAGGGAGAUGUUGUCAUGUAUCACCAGACCUCUGCAAUAAAAGGCUGGUGGAUAGCAAUCAGUCUCUGACUUGAUUUCAUCAGUUUUCAAAAAAAAAAACAAAAAAAAACAAAACAAAAAAAAACAGUAUGACUGCAAAACAUGUUCAAUAAAACUUUAUCUGCUCAAAACUCAA